CGAUAUUACAUUUACGAACGCCAAGAGUUGCCUGGACCAACUAGAACCCAACAUGUCGACCACGCGCUUGACGCUAUUUAAAUUGGCUGUUAGUUUAACUAUACAAAGUCUCCAGUUACCCACCAGUCUCCAAUUUUAAGCAUAUCAAGCUCUAAAUCCAAGGCAUAGAAAAUGUCUUAAUAGUCGCGGUUGCAGAUCAGCCAUCGGAAUAUCUGCCUUAAACGUUUCCACGAAGAAUCACCUUGAGAUGGUGCGUUCCAGAUUCCCAAAGCCAUGGGGCAUCACCCAGCUCGUUUUACGAUCCAUAUCCGCCGGGCUUUCCUUCGCGACGCUUAUUGUCGCCAUCUACGCAUCCGCGCGGGGACAUGGCCGUGCUGUGGUAGGCUCAUACAUUGCGUCCAUCUGGGCUAUGACGGUGGACGUGCCAGAAAUUGCGGGGUUGGCUGAUUCCUCAAGGCGCACACCGCGCUGUACAGAAGGGAUGACAGCGUUUCUUUCGUUCAUCACUAUGCUGAUAUGUGGUAUUGUGCCAGUGGCGGUUCAAAUAUCGGUUAGUGGGUGGAGUCAUGAGUGUGGAAGUAAGCCGGUGGAAGUCUGCAGGGAGGAGGAAAGGCUGCGCAAUGAGGCUGAUCAUGAUACGCUUCUUGGUUGGGUGCUGCCUUGUGUUGUGGCGGGGAUGCAUAUUUUCUUUAUGAUAUUCGGAUGUGUUGGUCUUUGCACCAGAAAAAGAAAUGACUAAAUAUGUCGUAUGUGGUGGUUACUAAUGUAGUAUAAAUGUCGUUAUCUGGAAAUAACAUCACUACAUAUCACAAUUUAUAUAGG
Molecule: messenger RNA, 822 nt
Organism: Pseudogymnoascus verrucosus
Lineage: Eukaryota; Fungi; Ascomycota; Leotiomycetes; Thelebolales; Thelebolaceae
Exons: 3
Coding region: 248-739 (163 amino acids)
Source: RefSeq, a predicted model, not a curated record